AUGUCUAAUUUUGUGGAUUUUCUUUUCUCUAUGAACUGUAUUCAGAUCUUACUGAGAAAUUUAUCAACAUCAAAGAUACUUUGCAGUGAUGAUCUAUUUGUUCAUAGAGACAACUCCGAUAAUAACCCAAAUACGCCCUUCGAAUUCACUGAAGCCAAUUUGACUCGUUUGAAAGCUAUUAUCCAAAACUAUCCUGAGGGAGCACAACGGUCAGCGCUAGGCGCAGCAUUGGAUAUUGUUCAAAGGCAAAUUGGUUGGAUACCUAUAUCAGCUAUGCAUAUAGUAGCUGAAAUACUUUCGAUCCCACGAAUGAGAGUUUAUGAAUAUGCCACAUUCCAUACUAUGGCAAAGAGACGGUAUAGAGGAAAAUUUAACAUAAAAGUUUGUGUGACAACGCCUUGUAUGAUUCGUGGAUCUGAUGAAAUUCUACAAGCGGUUGAAGUUGCUACGAAGUGUAUUGAAGGAGGUCUCUCAGAUGAUGGCUUGUUUGGAGUUGAUACAGUUCAGUGUCAAGGGGCUUGUGUUCACGCUCCAUUGCUAGUUAUUGAUGAUGACUAUUUUGAAGACGUCACCGUAAACGACGUGUAUAGUAUAAUUCAAACUCUUAGAAAUGGAUGUAUACCGCCGCCUGGGCCUCAAAGCGGCAGGUACGGUGCUGAGCCAGCUUGUGGUCUUACAACUUUAUUGGAGCCUCCGCCACCCCCAGGAUAUGGACUACAAAAAGCGCUCUUACAAGAAACUCCAAAACACCCAUCUCCAAAAACGAAAUAA
Parnassius apollo (apollo) is the source of this 771-nucleotide messenger RNA. The record is from the annotation of a GenBank genome assembly. Lineage: Eukaryota; Metazoa; Arthropoda; Insecta; Lepidoptera; Papilionidae.